Loa loa (African eye worm) is the source of this 695-nucleotide messenger RNA. RefSeq lists its product as hypothetical. The record is from RefSeq and is a predicted model, not a curated record. NCBI's taxonomy places the organism in Eukaryota, Metazoa, Nematoda, Chromadorea, Rhabditida, Onchocercidae. The transcript has 6 exons. Bases 21 to 695 code for a protein of 224 amino acids.
GUUUUGUUAAUUUUGAAGAAAUGGAUCGUAUGGUCGCUGAUCGAAGUGACGGAAUUGAUUUAGCUUUUGAACGAGCAAAAGCAUGGACCAAAUAUUGCAAAGAUUUGCUAAAUCACGUAUCACGUCGAAUGCAACUUGAUUUAGAACACGCAAAACGUGUCCAAAAUCUUGCCAAUCAAUCAAAAACUGCUAUUAGUGAGCAUUAUUUACCAUUAAAAGAUGUAUUCGAAAAUAGCUUCGAAAAUGACAUCACAUUUUGUGAGCAAACACAAGAAGCUGUAAAAUACAUCCAGGAUAGGUUUAUUAAGUCAUUAGAAAUGCGACGGGAUGAGCAUGAACGACAACGAAGAAGUUUAAAAAAUGAAUGGUUACGAGUAGCAAAACAAGUUAAGGAUACUCAACAAGAGUUGCAACGAGCACGGACGUUACUUGGUUCACGUGAUGAUGGUUAUCGUAAAGCACAAGAGAUAUCCAUUCGAACAGAAUCUACCGGUCCAGCUGUUGGUUCGGAACUUUUCCGACGUCGUAAAGAACUUGAAAAAAGACGAAAAAAUGAAGAAGAAGCACUAAAUAAAAGAGAUGAAGCGCAAAAUCAAGUUGAAAGACUUGAAGUGGAAUUAGAACGACGGCGACAUCAUAUGGAAGACACAAAAGUAUUAAUUUUUCUUUUAAAAAAAGGAAAAAUUAUUGCUUAA